AUGAACGUUUCCAUCCUGAGUAUUCGCAUCUCGAAUACUCUAGGAAACCCGCUAUUUUCGUUACCACACAGAUACAAUGCAGCCAGUAUGAAGAUAUCUUCUUCAUAUUUUCAUAAAAUUUCGUAUCAUUUAUUAUAUUCAUCAACAGACCCGAAAUUCUUAGAAAUAACGAAAAUCAGAGUAGUAAAUACGCUUAAAUCUGCCAUAAAAUUAGAUUCAAAUCAAUUUUUACAUAGUAUUUAUGUACAAAAUCAACCAAUAAUCGAUCAAUCCCGUUUAAUUUCAUUCAACUCAUGUAUUUUUAUAUCAUGUUUCUCAGAAGACGAUGGUGGGGUACUAAAUGCCGUUGCAACAAAUAUAUCGAAAUCCAAAAUUUCAAUUCAGAAAUCAUAUUUCUUCAAUUGUGAAUCCCAGCAACAUGGUGGAGCUAUCUACACUAUAUAUUACGCAAUGAAUUUUUCAAAAUUAUGCUUUAUUGACUGUUUUUCAAAAAUUGCUGCGACUUUUCACGUUUCUUGUUCAUCUUCCGCCAAUUCUACGCUCGAAAUGAUUAGCAUUGGAUGUUUUAACCGAUCUGACCAAUGCAAAAAGUCUACAUGGAUUGUUUUUUCACCUAUGAAAUUCACUUCUCUAAACAUCAGUAGACUGUAUGUUAAAGAUUCAACAGUUUGUGGUUUUGCAGAGAAUAAAAGGGAGUCACAUAUGAAAUUUUGUACAUUUAUUAAUUCCAAAGGCGGAUCAGGAAUCAGAGUUAAAAGUCAUAAUGAAAACUCAACAUGUAGAUAUUUUAACAUAGUCAAUAUAACGAAAACAGUAUCUUGGCAAGGAGUAAUCCAUUCUGCGAUGGCUUGUACUUUUGAUGAAAUUUAUAUUUAUAAAUGCGAUUAUCCAGCCAUAUACGGAAACGUCAAUUACUAUUCCACUAUAUCUAACUGUUACAUACAAUACAACAAUACAAAUACAAAAGUAAUUGCCGGUCGAUGGAAAUCUUUUAAUGUUGAUUUCACUCCAUAUUUAUCAAAAGAAAGUUAUGUUGUAGAACCAGUUGUAGUUCAAUGUACAAAUUUCUUAACAUUUACAAUAGCUCCUCGUAAAUAUGCACAAUUUAGCUUCCAAUACGUCAAGAUUAUGAGAAAGGCAGCAUCUGCACUAGGUAUCGUUGUAGUUGUUCUCAUUGUUGGCGCUCAGAAAACUAAAGUUGAAGAUGAAGAAUUAAUUAGCUUAAAUACCAAGGGGCCGAAGAAGAAAUCUGCUGUUCCUUUGCAGAAAAUUAUUUUGUAA
Messenger RNA from Trichomonas vaginalis G3, 1281 nucleotides. RefSeq lists its product as uncharacterized. Lineage: Eukaryota; Parabasalia; Trichomonadida; Trichomonadidae. The coding region runs from base 1 to 1281 and encodes 426 amino acids. The record is from RefSeq and is a predicted model, not a curated record. The transcript has a single exon.